UUUAGGUCGCUUCAUCCAGCUACAAAAUGGGCUCAGCGGAAAGACAGAUUAUUGCUCACGAUAGAAUUGUCCGAUUGUCAAAAACCAGAUAUUUCUGUUACUUCAACACAUCUUCGUUUCAGGUAAGAGGGCGAUGUUUUUUUUUCGUACGUUCCACAACAUUCUUUGCAGAAUUCAUGUAGAUUUCAGUGACACACUGAAUGUACAUGUACAUUUUUUCGAAUUCGGUGCUAGCAAUACCAAAGAGAUUAAGCUUUUAACAUAAAGCCUUCCAGUACCUUGGAAAAUUUGUGCUAUUUCUCUGAGCAAGCGUAUUCUUUUCUUUUCUUAUUAUAUUUUUAAAAAUCGCAGUGCAAAAGGAGGAAAGGAACAGAAAAUUUAUUCGUUGGAUUUGGAAUUCCAUAAAGACGUUGUCCCCGAGGUAAGCCAAAAAUGUAAUUCCGGGCGUACGGUAUAAAAUAGUUGUACAAGUAUAAAAGCUUACAUAUUUCACUUUUUUGGUGUGCUUUGUAUUUUUGUGGAUGGUCUGGCUACUUUGCGACUCUAGGAUUAAGAUUAUUGAUACUUGAUUGGACAUCAUUGGUGGAAAACCCCAUUAUGUUUGGUUCAGAGAGUGACUGCUAUAUUUGUCAGGGCCAUCCUUGUUGUGGAUAUGCAGUUAGUAGGCGGGCAUUGAACAGCCAGGAAGUUAUUUUGGUUCUGUUCUCCUUUUGUUUCCUAUGAAAGUGGUUGGGGUUCAUGCUCAAAAACAGCCGACCUUUCAUGAUGCGGCUGAUGGUUUCCCCGCAAAAUGACGUCUGAGAAAAGAGCACAAAAGACACAUCACAUCACAGAUCUGGGUAGUGCUUCUGAUUGGUUGGAAAUUUGCUUCAUCCAAUCAGAAGCCCUAUCCAGAUCUGGGUAGUUACGUGUCAUCAGUAAGGAAUUUAUGUGCUUCUUUCUCAGAAAUCAUUUUGCGGGGAAACCAGUCGUGUCAUCACAAAAUAUCAGCUGUUUUCUCAGGCUAGGGAAAAUCCCUACCCCUGGCCCUUACUGACAGCCAUGUUUGUGUUGGAUGCCAUCUUAGUCCAGAAGCUAGAAAGGGUUUUAUGCAGAAACUAAGAUUUCUCAAAGACUAAUGGAUGCCACUACAGCCCCAGGGGGGCUAGGUGAGGGGUACUCCCAUAUAUGAGCCUGAUAAGUAUGUCCUGCCUGAUAGGGUGUGGUUUUUGAGGGUCUCCUUCCCUAAGUAAGGUAUCAUUUUUGCCCUUGUUGGCAUUGUGUUCCUGGUGUGAUCCUUAGAUAGGGUACCAUUAGUAUAUCAACUAAAAUCCAGGUGUGGAAAUACCCAGCUACAUGAGAAACAAAUCAUCUCUUAAAACUGAACUUUACCAUAAGGUAUGCUCUGUGUUUCCAUUGAAUUCUUAGCUUUUGUUUUUUCCUUUAAUCAGGUAUCACUUUUCAGGUUUGGGCCUUAAAUAGGGUAUCAGAUCAGGGUUUAGGUUUAAGACCCUGGGUGGCACACACCUAUCCAAAAUUCAUGGGAAAACCCAUCCUCCUACCCCUCCAGGACUUUAGCACAGUUUAUAUAAAGACAAUGACUCAAAAUUAUGGUGGCCAAGGAUCCCACUAAUAUAGGGUAUGUUCUGGCAGCACUCAGUAGUCUCUAUGUUUGCCUUUUGGCGAAAAGAAAAACGAAUAUUUGGUUUGAAAAAAAGGACUUUAUCCUGGGCUUCAUGGCUUUUUAUGGUUGAUAACUUGACAACAACAACAGCCUUAUUUACUUCACAUAACAUAUAGGAUACUACUGGCCCACAAAGUAGCAGAAACACUAAUCAAGGUGGGUCUCCAUACUGUGGACUCCAUACAGUUUUAGAGUAUGCAGCCUAAAUGAAUUCCCAUAUGAAGAGCUGAAUUUGUGGUUAUUUCCCUAUUGUUAGGAGUCUAAGCAGCACGUCACAGCAAGAGAAAUUUCUUUGAACAUAAAGAAGAAAGAGGAAGGACCUUAUUGGCCAAGACUACUCAAAGACUCAAAGAAGGUAUCCUAGAAUGAAGAUUAUGUGAACUGCGGAAAUAGAAAUUUAAAUGAAGAUGUGAUCGUCCAAGUGGUAAUUGCAUUUUGCAAAUUCGCCUGAAAAAAUUUGGGGACUUCAACAGGAUUCAAACCCAUGGCCUCUGCAUUAGUACUGCAGUGAUCUACCAACUUUGCUAUGAAGACCCAUACAUUGGGAGCAAGCCAAAGAAAAAUUAUUUCUUGAGUUCAAUUUUGGAUCAGCUAUUGCUUGAAUUUCAAUUACCACUGUGACGAUCAUUUUUCCAUUUAAAUUAGGAUUUAUCCUGUUCAUAAUUAUACCUUUCCAUUAUUCUUUCACUGGAAUUAUGCAAUAAGGUUCAAGCAUAAACAAAAUGACAACAAUUGAAUGAAAAGUACUAAUUAUUGACAAAAAUAGAAAAGUAAAAAACAGGGUACACACUGUAUAAAUUUCUCCUUUGUUGCUGAAAAUGUUUGAAACACCAUCCUUUGAUUUAUGAUCGAUUCCAGUAAUGUGGUUAUCACUUUUCUUGCAGCCUAGUUUCCUUCAUACAGAUUUCAACAGAUGGAGAGAUGAAGAUGACUCUGAAGAAGAGGAUACAGCAAUAGAUGAUAACUUUGAAGCUGUAAGUAAAUUGAUUUUACGGGCUCUCGUAAAGUAACAAAUUUCUUUAUUUUUUGAACCCUUUUCACCUAAAGAACAUUUUUUUUAUAAGUGCACCAGGAAGCUUGCAAUAAUUCUGUCCUCAGACUACUUUUUAGUAAAGUUUUAAAUUUUUAACCAAGUUAAAAGCAUGUUAGUUAAGUAUCAAACAAGUUUUGAACCAUGAAUAUGACAAUCUUGACUUUCAAGUUAUUCAUUUACAAGGUAGUUUUUGCUAAUAAAAUUUCCCUUCUUUGACUUUGGGUGAGGCUAUAAAAAAAGGUGUCUCCGUUACUUUGCAUCUGAAUCAUAGGCUAUUUGAAUUACUUAUCAAUCUUAUACAGUGGAACCCCAUUUUAAUGAACCUCGCUCUAACGAAGACCCCGUUAUAAUGAAAAAUAUCUGAAAGUGGCAGAAUUACAGUAAAACACGUGGAAACAAACCCCGCCAUAACAAAUAGAUUUUGACGGUCCCAAAGCACAAUUAUUUACCCUGCUGUAACAAAUGUUUUGUCCAGUCCCUCACAGCAGCCAUGACAGAUUUGAGUAGAAAGCGAGCUUGCUUUAAUUUAAAGUGUUUUUGAAUUUGAUGCCUUGAUUGUCAGCACUUUACACUAAUAGUUUACAGUAUGAAAUGAAUAAAAAUAAUGUUUUCUACGUGCAGUAUUGAAUUCUUGGUAAUUGUUCUUUAUUAAAUUACCCCACUAUAAUAGAAGUAGUGUGGAGGAUUUAUUCCUGGAUAUUGGGGCUUAAAGAGUUUCAUUAUUAAAAAUUUGUUAAAAUAUUAUUGCUUUUACUUUUAAAGAUGAUGAAUCAAAUGGGUGCAGCUGGUGGACAGGUGAGUUAG
This is a messenger RNA of Porites evermanni, 3500 nucleotides long. The record is from the annotation of a GenBank genome assembly. Lineage: Eukaryota; Metazoa; Cnidaria; Anthozoa; Scleractinia; Poritidae.